Messenger RNA from Dendroctonus ponderosae (mountain pine beetle), 309 nucleotides. RefSeq lists its product as uncharacterized. The transcript has a single exon. Lineage: Eukaryota; Metazoa; Arthropoda; Insecta; Coleoptera; Curculionidae. The coding region runs from base 1 to 309 and encodes 102 amino acids. The record is from RefSeq and is a predicted model, not a curated record.
AUGUUGUACGGAUUGACAGUUACCCAAGCUAAGAAAAGCGGACAACGACUGCGAAUCUGCCAACCUGCGAUGGAACAAGCAAUGCUCGGAAUUAGCUUGAGAGAUGGGCAAACGAAUGAAAAUAUCAGGGCGAAAACCAAAGUCAAUGACUCGGUGGAACAAACUGCAAGUGUUGGCAGACCCCUGUUAAGAAGGCGAGAUGAAAUACAGAGACCAGCUGGCAAGAAAUGGAUUCUCACAGCGCAGUGUAGAUGGACAUGGGAACAAAUGAAAGAGGCUUAUGUCCAGGAGUGGACUGAAACGAGCUGA